Molecule: messenger RNA, 205 nt
Organism: Ambispora leptoticha
Lineage: Eukaryota; Fungi; Glomeromycota; Glomeromycetes; Archaeosporales; Ambisporaceae
Source: the annotation of a GenBank genome assembly
ACUAUUAGUAAACGACCUAGUUAACGACCUAGUUAACGACCCAGUUAUCAACCCAGUUAAUGACCCAGUUAACAACCCUUUUAACAACCCAGUUAAUGAACCUUUUAACAACCCAGUUAACAACUCUUUUAACAACCCAGUUAACAACCCAGUUAAUUUACCUGUUAACAUACCUGUUAACAUACCUGUUAAUAUACCAGUUAAC